Messenger RNA from Prunus persica (peach), 2540 nucleotides. RefSeq lists its product as uncharacterized. Bases 2 to 1165 code for a protein of 387 amino acids. The transcript has 8 exons. The record is from RefSeq and is a predicted model, not a curated record. NCBI's taxonomy places the organism in Eukaryota, Viridiplantae, Streptophyta, Magnoliopsida, Rosales, Rosaceae.
UAUGACAUUAAGUAAGAAACGCCCUUUUUCAUUCUCUCACAAUCACCCUAAACCCAAACCGCCCGUCGUUUGUUUUCUCACAAUCGCAAAGCCAAACACCAAAAUCUACACAGCCAUGGACAUCGUCUCAUCUUUGGAGUGCCUGAAAUUCGAUUCCCAAUCGGAGUUCCUCUAUAAGGACAGCGGCAGAAAGGACCUUUUCUCGCCAGCUAUGGUCCCCAUCAACUGCGAAACGUCAAUAAUCAGAUUCAAGGCUGAUGAAUCUGAGCCUGAAGAAUAUGAGGAUGAAGAAUUUCUGUCUGAUGAAUCAGAGGCUAAAGAACUUAUUGGGAGCACUUCUCUUGAAUCAGAAGCUGAUGAAUCGGAGAGUGAUGAAUUGGAGCCUAGCAAACUUAUUGGUCAUGAAUGUGAGUAUUGUUUACAAGUGGGUGAUCACUUUACCCAACUAUGCCCUUACAAGUUUCAUGUCCCAAAGAACGCAAUUGUUAGCACUAGGUGUGUGAUUCUUUGUAAUCGUUGUGGUUGCCACUUUAGAAACACAUGUUGUGCCAGUUGUGGCCGAAGAGAUGGAUGUGCAGUUAUCAUGGAUUGUUUAAAUUGUGGGAAGAAAGGUGAACACAUGACUUAUAUGUGUCCGAACCGCAAGCGGAAUUCUUUUCGCUCACACACAGUCGUGGACGACGGCGUUGUGUCUCCACUUUUGCAAAUCCACCGGCCAAAGCCAAUCAGGAGCAAGGCUGAUGAAUCGGAGACUGAUGAAUCGGAGACUGAUGAAUCGGAGACUGAAAUACUUUUUGGUCAUGAAUGUGAGUAUUGUUUAAAGGUGGGUGAUCACUUUACGCAAAUAUGCCCUUACAAGUAUCUAGUCCCAAAGAACGCAAUUGUUAGCAGUAGGUGUGUUGUGCUUUGUAAAUUUUGUGGUUGCCACUUUAGAGACUCAUGUUGUGGCAGUUGUGGCCUAAGCUAUGGAUAUGCAGUUAUCGUGUAUUGUUUACACUGUGGGACCAGAGGUGAACACAUGACUUAUAUGUGUCCGAUCCUCGAGGGGAAACCUUCUAAUUUUUCUUGUGACCCUUAUACUGGUUCUUGUUCUUUCAAAAUAAGAGAAUGGAGAGUUAAAGUUAUUUUAAACAUUAAUGUGAAUUACAAUUUAACAAAUAAUUAGAAUUUUUAUUUUAAAUGUUUUUAAAUAAUUGUAAUCUUCCUAGACAUGUAGAGUAACUCACUCCAUGAGUAAAUCUCCUGCAAUAUUUAAUUCGACUCCUACAUGUGACCAUGUAUCCCUAUGUUGAAUGAGAUUGACUGCAUACAAUAAAAGAAAAAAGAGUGGUCUUUUAUGUCGUUUCCCAUCAAAAUACCAUGCUUUUGUUUAACCAUGCAUCCUAUCAUCAUUUGAUGUCUACAUUGCGAUUAGUUUUUAUCGCAAAUGAAUUGCAAUUUGGCAGAACCAAGUGAUAUGGCAGUGUCAUGAAUCAUGAUAUGAGGGCCAAGUAAUGCUUCGACAACCUCUGGAAGUAGUUGGAUAUAAUUGCCAGCAAUGUAAUCAAUGUUACUUCUUCCCACACUCUCAUGAGAAACUGGGAAUGAAUGUGCCCGGGCUGCUUUAAAUUUAAAUUCAUAAAUCAAUUAGAUAAGGAAUUGAGUUCAUGGUUUCUAAAUUUUUCUAUCAUCAAGUAAACUUAUAUAAUCCAUUGUCAUUGAUGCCAGUUAAAGCAAUAAAGAAAUGAAAGAAAACUUAUAUAACCCAUCUAUUUAGAAAAUGUAUCAAGUAAGGUGGUUUUUAUCUCAAUAUUUUGUUAAUUAAGAGACUUGGUUAACAACUAGGCAUGAAUGAUCAUUGUUAUGUGCAUCCUUACAUGGUUUGAAUUUAGUGUCGUGCAUCUGAGGGCCGCCAAGUGAUGCUUCGACAACCUCUGGAAGUACAGUAUAAUUGCCAGCAAUGUAAUCGAUGCGAAAGCAUGUUUACGGUCACUCUAAGCUUACCAACUUUACAAUUGCUUCUCCUCAAUGCAAUUGGGGGUCUAUUAGUUUUUAAUGAUAAUUUAUUAUUCAAUCAAGACUGAAAUGGAAAAAUAAUAUUGAUCCACCCCACGCCUAUAUAAGAAGUAAAUAAGAAUCGACCUUCUUUCAUUCUCCACAAUUCACCCUAAAGCCAAACCGGUCGUUCUUUCUCUCACAACCGUAAAGCCAAACCCCAAGCUCUACAUAACACAGUCAUGGACCACAUCUCAUCUUUGGAGUGCCUGAAAUUGGAUUCCCAAUCGGAGGUGCUCGAUAAGGACAGCGGGGAAAAUGACCUUUUCUUGCCAGCUGUGGUCUCCCUCAAUUGCGAUAAGCCAAUAAUCGGUAGCAAGGCUGAAGAAUCAGAGGCUGCUGAAUCGGAGGCUGACGAAAUGGAGACUGAUGACUCUGAUUCUGAAAAACUUAUUGGAACACAACAAGCGCCCUCCAUGGUCUGUUCAACAGGGGCAACCACUUCCCCCUGCCAAUCCUGUUCAUUAAACUGCUUAUGUGAGGCGUGCCUAGAAAUUGCACAGAGC